AGAAAUUGGACGUGGCAAGUAGAAACCAAGGGCGAUUGUUUCGAAUGAGACCAAAACUACGAGUAGAGUAGUCGAGCAGGUGGUGAGCAAGUCGAAGAAUAUGGUGAUGUCAUGCAAGGCGGCGGCCAGAACGUGGAGCUUCGUUUGGGGGAUGGGGAUGGAAGCUGCAUGUUUCGUCUGUCCUGAAAUUUCGCAACCUUCCAACACGCAGUAGCAAUAACACCUUGGUAUCGCACAAUGGCUUCCAACAACGUCUGCAACAGCUGUAUUCGCGCAUUGAGACAGGGUCCGACCAGACAGGUCAAUGGACGAAUCGUGCACACCCGUCUUUCUCCUCGAGGCCAAUUCCUAGGACGUACCUUUGCGACUACCGCCAGUCGUCUCGAAGCUGGAAAACCCCAGGAAGGUCCGGAUGCGUCAACCAUGCAGAAGUUCGCACAGCGCAUGCGAGCACAAAAGCAGAUGAAGGCCGCCACAGAACCCUAUGUCGCCUAUGGUGCUACCGAAGAUCUGUUUCGCGCAUGUGCCCGUGCUGGAGAAUACACCAUGCCCACUGUCGCUGAAGGCGAGGAGCCACUGAGAUCGGCCAAAGGCGAGGACCUGGGAGUCGGCUCGGGUUGGUGGUACGAGGAGCUGGGUCUGGCACCCACUUUCAACACCUGGGCUCAAAUCACCUACUUGCACAUGUACAUCGUCACCGUACGCCUGAGAAUGUUCCCCCAACAACACGCCCACCACUGGCACCAGAAUUUGCUAGACCACUUCUCAUAUGCUGCCGAGGACCGUAUGGUUUCCUUGCACAACAUUGCCGCUCGCAGUGUGCGCAACAAGUACCUCAAAGACCUCUUUGUCCAAUGGCGCGGUGUGCUCGCUGCCUACGACGAGGGUUUGGCCAAGGGAGACGCCGUCCUUGCUUCUGCCGUUUGGAGAAACAUUUUCGCUGGUGAUGAGAACGUCGACGCUGCUGCAGUCGCCAAUGUCGUCAGCUACUUGAAGAAGAAUCUCAGAGACUUUGACAGAAUCGCCGACUCUGACAUUGCCAGUGGAGACAUCAGCUUCUCGAAUGCCGUCAGAGAGGCUGCCCUGGUCGACAGAGAAUCUCGGGCCAUGAAACAGCCUAUCCCAGAGCCCACACCUACAGCGCCUCGAGUUUGAGCAUUUAGUAGAUAAGGUUCUGCCACUGUAAUUAUACUUGUACAUCGUUUUGGUAGUUCAAAGCAACCAUCUAAUUGCCUCGUCUGAGAUGUGUUCUGGACAUCGGUUUGAAGAUAUCCUUG
Aureobasidium pullulans EXF-150 is the source of this 1277-nucleotide messenger RNA. RefSeq lists its product as uncharacterized. The coding region runs from base 238 to 1155 and encodes 305 amino acids. The transcript has 3 exons. Gene Ontology annotation, biological process: mitochondrial respiratory chain complex III assembly. The record is from RefSeq and is a predicted model, not a curated record. Gene Ontology annotation, cellular component: mitochondrion. NCBI's taxonomy places the organism in Eukaryota, Fungi, Ascomycota, Dothideomycetes, Dothideales, Saccotheciaceae.